AAGACCAUGUGGCUGCCCCCAGCUCUGCUCCUUCUCUGCCUCCCAGGUUGUCUUCCUCUGACGGGCCCCGGCUCUGUGAAUGGUACUGAAGGGGGCUCUGUGAGCGUGCAGUGUCGUUAUGAGAAGGUGUACAGAGGCUACAACAAAUACUGGUGCCGAGGAAAAUUUGAAAAAUCAUGUAAAAGCAUUGUUCAGACUAAAGGCAAAGAGAAAGAAGAGAGGAACGGCCAAGUGACCAUCAAAGACAAUGCUGAAAACCUCACCGUCACAGUGACCAUGGAGAACCUCAAUGCAGAUGACGCUGGGUCUUACUGGUGCAGAAUUCAGACAAUUUGGAUUUGGGAUGUAUUGUCAUAUGACCCCUCAGUUCAGGUUCAUGUGUUUGUUUCUCCAGUGGUGACCUCACCAGUGAGGACGACCCAGUCAGCCACACCAUCCACCAUCCUAAUGGAGACUGUUGGACAGAACUAUAGUGCAGAGGGGAUAUUGACCCGCCACCCACAGUUCCUGCUCAGCAGUGUCCACUUCCUGCUCCUGGCCUUCCUGAAGGUGCCCCUGUUCCUGAGCAUGCUCAGUGCUGUCCUCUGGGUGAACAGGACUCAGAGGAUCCCUGAAAGACAAGAGUCAGCAUGA
This is a messenger RNA of Chrysochloris asiatica (Cape golden mole), 633 nucleotides long. It is a transcript of the gene CD300E, whose product is annotated as CD300e molecule. The transcript is spliced from 5 exons. Gene Ontology annotation, molecular function: transmembrane signaling receptor activity. The record is from RefSeq and is a predicted model, not a curated record. Bases 7 to 633 code for a protein of 208 amino acids. Gene Ontology annotation, cellular component: plasma membrane. NCBI's taxonomy places the organism in Eukaryota, Metazoa, Chordata, Mammalia, Afrosoricida, Chrysochloridae.